Molecule: messenger RNA, 2358 nt
Organism: Camelina sativa (false flax)
Lineage: Eukaryota; Viridiplantae; Streptophyta; Magnoliopsida; Brassicales; Brassicaceae
Source: RefSeq, a predicted model, not a curated record
AUGGUUAUGGACAAGACAUGGGUUCAUCUUAACAGAACGGAUCUUGGUUAUGAGAAAGGUGCUUGGGAUUUUGUGAGGUCUGUGGCUGCAGGUUUAGGAGACAAUUCAAUUAUUAUUUGUCCGUGUAUUGACUGUCGCAACGUAUAUCGCCACUCAGCCACUGAUGUUGUUGAUCAUCUUGUAACAAGAGGAAUGGAUUGGAGUUACAAGUCGAGGGAUGACUGGUUUCAUCAUGGAGAAGUGAAAUCAAGGACUGAGUGUAGAAAGAACACAAGCCAGUGGAACGAAGAGAUAUUAGGUUUGUUCAAAGCUGCCGAGUUUAUGGAUGAAGAGCUUGUUAGUCAUGGUGAUUUAAUUGAUGUUGAUGAAGGGGAUGAUAAGGUAGAAGAUGAGUUCUUAGCCAAGCUAGCUGAUGCAGAAGCACCACUGUAUCCAGGUUGCACAAACUACAACAAGCUAUCUGCGAUUGUUUCACUCUUUCGGUUAAAGACUCAGAGCGGUUGGUCUGACAAAAGUUUUGAUAGUCUACUUGAGACUUUAAAACAGAUGCUACCCAAGGAUAAUGUAUUGCACAUGUCCUUGUAUGAGGUGAAGAAAUUCUUUAAAUCUUUUGAUAUGGGUUAUGAGAAGAUACACGCUUGUGUGAAUGACUGUUGUCUGUUUAGAAAUCAGUAUGAGGAGCUCGACAGUUGUCCUAAAUGCAAAUCUUCGCGAUGGAAGAUUAACAAGCGAACUGGUGAGGUGAAGAAAGGGACUCCACAGAAAGUACUUAGGUACUUUCCGAUAAUUCCACGUCUCAAGAGGAUGUUCAGGUCAGAGGACACGGCGAAAGACUUACGGUGGCAUUUCAAUAAUAAGAGCACAGAUGGAAAAAUGUGUCAUCCGGUGGAUUCUGUGUCGUGGGAUCAAAUGAAUGAAAAGUAUCCGUCAUUUGCUGCAGAAGAAAGGAACAUUAGGCUUGGACUCUCCACAGAUGGGUUUAAUCCUUUCAACAUGAAAAAUGUUAACUAUAGUGCAUGGCCUGUUUUGCUAGUCAAUUACAACAUGCCACCUGACAAGUGUAUGCAAGAGGAGAACAUCAUGUUGACAUUGCUGAUUCCUGGACCAACUCAACCUGGAAACAAUAUAGAUGUAUAUUUAGAACCUCUUAUAGAGGAUCUAAACCAUCUGUGGGAGAAGGGAGAGGUAACGUAUGAUGCAUUCAGUCGCACUACAUUCACUUUAAGAGCAAUGCUUUUGUGGACCAUUCAGGAUUUUCCGGCAUAUGGAAAUCUAGCAGGCUGCAAAGUUAAAGGCAUAAUGGGUUGUCCGGUUUGCGGAAAGCACACAGAUAGUUUGUGGUUGAUAAAUGGAAGAAAGAGGAAGAUGCAAGAUCGUGUUGGUUCAACCUCUGAUACUGAUGAUGAAUCCAGUAAAUCAGAAGAAGAGGAAGAACAAGUAGAUGAAGAGGAGCUAUCCAGAUGGAAAAAGCGGUCAAUCUUCUUCAAGUUAGAGUAUUGGAAGGAAAUGCCGGUUAGGCAUAACCUAGAUGUGAUGCACGUUGAGAGAAAUGUUGCCGCCAGUCUUGUCUCUACAAUGCUGCAUUCAGCGAAAUCAAAGGAUGGUGUUAAUGCUCGAAAAGAUAUGCAACUGCUUGGUAUUAGAAAGGAUUUACAUCCCCAAGCACGUGGGAAAAGAACCUACCUUCCUCCAGGUCCUUGGUCUCUGUCCAAAACAGAGAAGAAAGUAUUUUGUAAGCGAUUGUCUGACUUCAGAGGACCAGAUGGCUACUGCUCAAAUAUUUCUAGAUGUGUUAAGAUAGAAGAUUGUACGGUUAAGGGUUUGUUACCUAAAGGUGUUAGGAUAGCUAUUGGACGUUUAUGCGCUUUCUUCAACAAACUAUGUCAGCGAGUUAUUGACAGAGAGGCAAUUUCUGUAAUGGAGCAUGAAGUUGUGGAAACUAUCUGCAUGUUUGAGAGAUUCUUUCCUCCAAGUUUCUUUGACAUAAUGGUGCAUUUAACAGUCCACUUAGGCAGGGAAGUUCGGUUAUGUGGACCAGUUCAUUUUCGUUGGAUGUACCCAUUUGAGAGAUACAUGAAAGUUCUGAAGGACUUUUUAAGAAACAUGGCAACACCAGAGGGUUGUAUUGCUGAAUCAUAUCUCGCUGAAGAGUGCAUGCGGUUCUGCAGUGAUUUCUUGAAAAAUACUACAAAUGCUGAUGAGAAAAUGGAAAGAAAUACUGAUUAUGAGAACUGCUCUAUCUUGGAGGGUCGUCCUAUAUCAGCACCUACUUCAUGUACUCUUACUGAGAAUGAGAAGAACAUAGCACAUCUUGCUGUCAUUCAUAAUAUGGCUCUCAUUGAUCCUUAUGUGGAGUAA